Messenger RNA from Fraxinus pennsylvanica, 684 nucleotides. Lineage: Eukaryota; Viridiplantae; Streptophyta; Magnoliopsida; Lamiales; Oleaceae. The record is from the annotation of a GenBank genome assembly.
AUGUCUGAAGGGAGUGUUUUGAUGAAUAUUGACUCUAACAAAGAGAGAGAGUCCCUGAACGAGGACGAAGCCAUUCAAAAUAAAGUUUUACAUGGGGGGCAAAUUUUGUUGAAGGACAAUGUCUUGAAGAUUGAAACAAACAAUAACAACGGGAACGAUGUGACCACUUUUGGGUUGCAAGGUCAAGGUGUUCUGCAAGCGCAACAGCAACUGAAGCCUCGAGGGACGGUGGUAUGUUGGGAGCAAUUACUUCAUGUGAGAUCCAUUCAGGUCAUGCUGGUGGAGAAUGAUGAUUCUACACGGCAUGUUGUCUCUGCUUUGCUCCGAAAUUGCAAUUAUGAAGUGGUCGAAGCAGCUAAUGGAUUGCAAGCAUGGAAGCUUUUAGAAGAUUUAACCAACCAUAUCGAUCUCGUACUUACAGAAGUAGUAAUGCCUUGUGUAUCUGGAAUAGUUCUUCUUUCCAAGAUCAAGAGUCACAAAACACGCAAAAACAUUCCUGUUAUUAAUAAUAAAACAAAGAAACCUGGUUUUGUUGCACCUCGAGAAUCUAAAUCUUCAGCUGUAGAAACAGCUAAAGAAAAUGAAAAGAGGAUAAGGGCUGUAAGACGAGUGCACGCUGUGUCAACCGAUGAAGCCUCUCCAAGUGGUUUAGAACUGGAUUACAAUGUAGCUGCUGCCACAUGA